AUGGCCUAUACUCCAUACUACAACUAUGCGCCUCAGCAACAACUCUAUGGGCCUGGCCCAUUAUCCCACCCAAGCAGUUAUCAUCCCAUUUAUGCGCCAAACGCUACCCCAAUAUAUCCACCAACCGCCUACAGCUCGACUCCCCACCCAGCCCCCACUCCAUUCAUCCCCCCAAGUUCAUUCGUAGAGCCCAUACCCGAAAAACCAGUCAAACCAGAGUCGAAAAAUCGGCCCAAACACAGUCAUCGUGCUGCCACAACACCACUUCCUCUUAAAUCUGCCCUGAAGAAACCACCUGGCGCAACUCCAGCUCCAUCAGCGCCGAUUCCACUCUCAGAAUCCACCGGAGACAGGCCCAGAAAGCACUCCAAACAUCGGCAAGAAAAGGCAACCACUCGAGCUCCGCCACCAGCGGCGGCCACUACGACCAUCGACCCAUCCGAUGCGGCAGUGUCGUAUCAUAUGUUUGUUACUUUCAAAGGCGACAGCGAGCUUCUGCUUGAAAACACGCUGGACAAUGCACGGAAAGACAUCGAAGAAGUCCUUAGACUCUGGAAACACGGUCUCGAAUCGUCGCAAUAUCGCGCCUCUGACUGGACCAUUCGGUUCAAAAACGGACCCUGGAACAUGGCGGGUCCUGAUGUCGCUGACGCCUGGGGAUUAGUAGUCUCACUGUUUACUUUGUUUGCUCGACGAGGAUUUUCUUUUGUUGCGUCUACAAAAACCACGACCACACAACCGCGUCUAAUAUUCCAAGCAACCACUAUAGACUAUAAAGCGCAUUUUUUUCUGGCGUACAUGUCGCGUAACGGGAGGAGAGCGACAUUGAUCAAUCCUCCAGCCCAUAUUAUGUCCGGAUUUGGAGCGAAACUGCAGGCGUGUGUUGACCAUGUCGAUGUCAGCUACGACUCCGACCUCGUUAUCUCGGAGAUUAAGCGGGAGAUCGGGGGUACAGGCGUGAAGCCAUCCUUUUUCCUGAUGAAAAUCAUGAAAAUCAUAAUGGACUUUGGCUAUGAACUGAAGGCGACAGUACCGAUGGCACGUGGAGGGCCAUUAGGAAUGGGGUCUCGACGAGAGCUUCUAGUUUUCAAGGGCAGUAGCGGGGAAUAA
Mycena indigotica is the source of this 1110-nucleotide messenger RNA. RefSeq lists its product as uncharacterized. The record is from RefSeq and is a predicted model, not a curated record. The coding region runs from base 1 to 1110 and encodes 369 amino acids. The transcript has 7 exons. Lineage: Eukaryota; Fungi; Basidiomycota; Agaricomycetes; Agaricales; Mycenaceae.